This is a messenger RNA of Eutrema salsugineum, 1019 nucleotides long. Its product is annotated as tropinone reductase homolog At2g29320. Gene Ontology annotation, molecular function: oxidoreductase activity. The transcript is spliced from 5 exons. The record is from RefSeq and is a predicted model, not a curated record. Lineage: Eukaryota; Viridiplantae; Streptophyta; Magnoliopsida; Brassicales; Brassicaceae. Bases 18 to 806 code for a protein of 262 amino acids.
CACAUGCAAACAAAAGAAUGGAUAAAAGAUGGAGUCUUCAAGGUAUGACUGCUCUUGUGACCGGUGGAGCCAGCGGAAUCGGGUAUGCCAUAGUAGAAGAGUUAGCUAGUUUUGGAGCUAGAAUCCAUGUAUGUGAUAUAUCUGAAACUCUGCUUCAUCAAAGUUUAAGCGAAUGGGAAAAGAAAGGGUUUCAAGUGAGUGGUUCAAUCUGUGAUGUAACCUCUCGUCCCGAGAGAGAAACUUUGAUGCAAAAAGUCUCCUCACUGUUCGAUGGCAAACUCAACAUUCUUGUGAACAAUGUGGGCGUACUACACGGAAAGCCAACAACAGAAUAUGUGGCAGAAGAUUUCGCUUUGCACAUCUCAACAAACUUGGAGGCUUCUUACCAUUUUUGCCAGCUUUCACAUCCUCUCCUAAAGGCUUCAGGCUAUGGAAGCAUCGUCUUCAUGUCUUCUGUUGCAGGGAUUGUAUCAAUUGACUGUGGAUCUAUUUAUGGUCUUACCAAAGGAGCUCUGAAUCAGCUAGCUAGAAAUUUGGCUUGUGAAUGGGCAAAAGACGGAAUAAGAGCCAACGCUGUUGCACCUAAUGUUGUCAAGACUCGACAGUCUCAAUCUUUUCUUGAGGACGUCAGUUUCAAGGAAGGAUUGUUUGGUAGAACUCCACUUGGUCGCGCUGGAGAGCUAAAUGAAGUUGCAUCACUAGUGGUCUUCUUGUGUCUACCUGCUGCUUCUUACAUUACUGGUCAAACUAUUUGUGUUGAUGGAGGUCUCACUGUUAAUGGCUUCUCCUAUCAGCCACAUGCUUGAGUCAGAUCUUCUUUAUGUGUGGACAGACUCAUUAUUUUUUGUUUAUUUUCGGCCUUGUUAACAGUUGGGAAGAAGAAACUAUUUAUUUAGGUAAGACUAGAAUCAGAGGAAUAUGUGUUUGCAUAUUGUUUUGCUCUGUUUUGUGUUUUCUGAUGUAUUCCAAAUGGACCAAAUCCGAUGACUCUAAAACAUGUCCUACUAUUUCGGAUACUA